GUGUCCUUAGCUCUUUGGACCACAGCAGCCUCAGUCCCGGUUUAGUGUUCUGACAGAAGCAGGUGUAGAGUGGUUGGAUCCUCGUGUCACUGACACCGUCUGGGAGAUGGGGCGGGCCGUGUUUCCUUGACCGGAUUUUGUGAGCCCUCGCUCCCCGCAGAGCGGAGACUAUGGCCGCUGAUCAGGCCCCGUUGGAAUUCGGGGGCCCCCUGGGCGCCGCAGCACUGGUGCUGCUGUUGCCCACCACCAUGUUCCACCUGAUCCUGGCGGCCAGCUCGGGCCCGGCGCGCCUGCUGGGCCCACCCCCAUACCUGCCGGGGCUGGAGGAGCUGUGGAGCCCGUGGGCGCUGCUGCUGUUACUCACCUGGCUCGGCCUGCAGGCGGCGCUCUACCUACUGCCAGCGCGCAAGGUGGCUGAGGGGAUGGAGUUGAAGGACAAGAAUCGCCUGCGCUACCCCAUUAAUGGCUUCCAGGCCCUGGUGCUGACAGCCCUGUUGGUGGGGCUAGGCGUGUCAGCAGGACUGCCCCUAGGGGCACUCUCGAAAAUGCUCCUGCCUUUGGCCUUUGCGACUACCCUCACCUGCUUCAUCUUCAGUCUUCUUCUUUAUGUGAGGUCCCUGCUAGCUCCUGCCUCAGCCCUGGCACCUGGGGGAAACUCAGGCAACCCCAUUUAUGACUUCUUCCUGGGACGGGAGCUCAACCCUCGCAUUGGUUCCUUUGACUUCAAAUAUUUCUGCGAGCUGAGGCCUGGCCUCAUCGGCUGGGUCCUUAUAAACCUGGCCCUGCUGAUGCAGGAGGCGGAACUUCGAGGGACUCCUUCACUGGCCAUGUGGCUGGUGAAUGGUUUCCAGUUGCUGUAUGUGGGUGAUGCUCUCUGGUAUGAGGAGGCUGUCCUCACCACCAUGGACAUCAUACAUGAUGGGCUUGGCUUCAUGCUGGCUUUUGGGGAUCUAGCCUGGGUACCAUUCACCUACAGCCUGCAGGCCCAGUUCCUGCUAUAUCAUCCGCAGUCCCUGGAGCUGCCCAUGGCCUUGUUCAUCUGCUUCAUUAAUGCUAUUGGUUAUUACAUCUUUCGUGGGGCUAACUCCCAGAAGAACACUUUCCGAAAGAAUCCUUCUGAUCCUAGUGUGGCUGGCCUUGCGACCAUCCCUACUGCCACAGGGCGGCAACUGCUGGUAUCUGGGUGGUGGGGUAUGGUCCGUCAUCCCAACUACCUUGGAGACCUUAUCAUGGCUCUGGCCUGGUCCUUGCCCUGUGGGGUGUCCCACCUGCUACCCUACUUCUACCUCCUCUACUUCACUGCUCUGCUGGUGCACCGGGAGGCCCGGGAUGAGCAGCAGUGCCUGCAGAAGUAUGGUCGGGCCUGGAAGGAGUACUGCCAGCGUGUGCCUUACCGCAUCGUGCCCUAUGUCUACUGAGUGAGGUAGCUCCUCCAGCCAUCAGCAUGAGCCUGGACAUACCUGGACUCUAUGGACCUGCACCCAAGGCCACCCUAAGCUCCAACAGGCAGAGAUGACGGUUUAGAAUAAAACAUAGAGCGAGUGCCCCCCCAAAGGAAACACUUUGAUAAAAGUCUGGAACCUC
Messenger RNA from Jaculus jaculus (lesser Egyptian jerboa), 1584 nucleotides. It is a transcript of the gene Tm7sf2, whose product is annotated as transmembrane 7 superfamily member 2. Gene Ontology annotation, molecular function: oxidoreductase activity, acting on the CH-CH group of donors, NAD or NADP as acceptor. Bases 171 to 1418 code for a protein of 415 amino acids. The record is from RefSeq and is a predicted model, not a curated record. Gene Ontology annotation, biological process: sterol biosynthetic process. The transcript has 10 exons. Lineage: Eukaryota; Metazoa; Chordata; Mammalia; Rodentia; Dipodidae. Gene Ontology annotation, cellular component: endoplasmic reticulum membrane; nuclear inner membrane.